AUGAUUCGCUCUGCCGCCAAGCCCAAGCUGUCCCUGAGCAUCUCUGCUACCCAGAGCGCUCCGCGACCGUCCCUGUCGCUCAGGUCACCAGUUGCUCCGCGGACUCCCAUCUCGCCAGCAAGUCCAGCAACCAAGCGCUUUUCUUCUUUGCAAGUGCCGAGUUACUCUUAUGUCAACUCGUGCUCGUCUAAGAGCAUCCUCAAGAAGCACUCGUCGGCGCAAGCAAGCUCCACAAGCAAACGGAUUCAAUUCAAUGGCACACCCACUGUCCACUGUGUGACCCCAAUUGAAAACACUGACGAGUACUACGGCAAGCACACCAAGAUGUCUCGGGAGGAGCGACGAUGGGCUGUUCGCCAGUGA
Penicillium canariense is the source of this 363-nucleotide messenger RNA. RefSeq lists its product as uncharacterized. The coding region runs from base 1 to 363 and encodes 120 amino acids. The record is from RefSeq and is a predicted model, not a curated record. The transcript has a single exon. NCBI's taxonomy places the organism in Eukaryota, Fungi, Ascomycota, Eurotiomycetes, Eurotiales, Aspergillaceae.